Molecule: messenger RNA, 2201 nt
Organism: Tympanuchus pallidicinctus (lesser prairie-chicken)
Lineage: Eukaryota; Metazoa; Chordata; Aves; Galliformes; Phasianidae
Gene: RAB22A
Product: RAB22A, member RAS oncogene family
Exons: 7
Coding region: 211-795 (194 amino acids)
Molecular function (GO): GTPase activity; GTP binding
Source: RefSeq, a predicted model, not a curated record
GGGGUGUGGUCAGGUGACUCCGGCGGCCGCCCAAGAUGGCGUCGGGUCCGCGGCGCCUGAGGAGAGAGACGCGUUGGUAGCGGGAGGCGGCGGCGGAGCUCCCGGUGCUCGGCUGUCCGCGUCCCUCGGGCAUCGCGCGUGCGGCGAGGAGGGCUAUGAGCGUUCUGGGCCGCGUCUCUGGCGCUCGUUGAAGGUGCAGCCUGCCCGGCCAUGGCUCUGAGGGAGCUGAAAGUUUGUCUGCUGGGGGACACUGGUGUGGGCAAAUCAAGUAUCGUGUGGAGAUUUGUGGAAGAUAGCUUUGAUCCCAACAUCAACCCAACAAUAGGAGCCUCAUUUAUGACCAAGACUGUACAGUAUCAAAAUGAGCUGCAUAAAUUCCUCAUUUGGGAUACAGCUGGACAGGAACGGUUUCGUGCUUUAGCCCCAAUGUACUACAGAGGGUCAGCAGCUGCCAUUAUAGUUUAUGACAUCACGAAAGAGGAAACUUUCUCAACAUUAAAGAACUGGGUUAAAGAGCUUCGACAACAUGGACCUCCAAACAUUGUUGUAGCUAUUGCAGGAAAUAAAUGUGAUCUUAACGACGUAAGGGAAGUCAUGGAAAAAGAUGCUAAAGACUAUGCAGAUUCCAUUCAUGCAAUAUUUGUAGAGACAAGUGCGAAAAAUGCAAUAAACAUUAAUGAACUCUUUAUAGAAAUUAGUCGUAGAAUCCCAUCAACUGACACCAACCCCCCAUCUAGUGGUAAGGGCUUCAAACUUAGAAGACAGCCAUCGGUGACAAAGCGCAGCUGCUGUUGACUGGUCCAUUUGAAAAUCAGACUUGUUUAUACAGUAGGUGGUCUUGGAAGUUAAUAGUUCAUGUUGGAUUUAUAUUAUCAGUCUUAGAUCUCUAUCUGCUGGUGUUCAUACGCCCAUGGUCCAGUAAAAAUGGACCAGUUCAUCUGACAUCUGUAUGCUCGCAGAAAAGACUGCCAUGGUAUGUCAGCCUGUUUACUUACAAAAAGUUGUAGUAUCUCUUGCAUUCAAAGGGAAUCCAUCAUCACUUCUUUGGCCUUGCUUAAAAGGAAGCUGACUAUGAAUGGUUGAACUGAAAUGUUUAGUAGUUUUGUAAUUGAGAUUGUGUUUUUGUAAAAAGGAAAACGAGCACUUUUGUGGGACUUGGGGGUGGGUGGAAGGAGUCUGGAUUUUGAAGUUUAGUGAGAUGUCGCUUCUUCUUUUCUUCAGUGAGCCUUAUUUGAAAUGUAAGUGUAGCUAAUCCAAAGUACAGUGGGACAGUUGUGUUUGAGGUGGCUACAGAAUAAGCAAAUGAAGGCAGAUAACAGUCAGAUCAGUCCGUCCACUCCCCAGGACCCAUUUGCACUUUUUAUUUAAAGAUAAGCAGCGGGGGUGGGGACGCAUGCAACACACCUUAAACCACGGACAAUCUUUUUUUCUGUGCUGACUUAAUCAUUUUGAGGCAAACUGAUAUGCUCAUAGGCAUCUUGUUACAAGUUUUUGACGUUAAGCUGUUGGUCAAAGAAAGCCUAGGUGUAGUUCUGACUAAAUGAAGUAAUUACUGACUAAAAGCAGAUGCUGUAAACAGAUGCUUCCAAUAGUUCUGAUAAGUCUUAAAAGAUCUGGGGGAAGCCUUUAACUGCUUAGCAUGUGUAAAGUGUUCAUAUUAUAUUUAUGAGACCAGUGUUUAAAAUAUUAUAAAUUAUGUAAAAACAGUCUUUAAAAAUUUGCAGUCUUAUUUGCUCCUUCCAUUCCACACCUACACAUGCACUCCUGGGGUUCUCCAUCAGGUUUUUUUCUCCACCAUCUUUUAGAUAUCGUUGCUGUAAUUUCUUCCAGAGACAGGCUGAAAUUAGUUCUCUUUAAAUCACGUUUGAAAGGUCCAAUAGAGGCUGCUGUUGGUACAGUGUGAGGUCUGUCUGUUGAACAGGUUUUCAUCUUGGUGCACCCAAUCAUUCUUGCUUUGGGCACAAAAGUGCAAAUAAAAAGUAACCUUAAGACACGUGGUGAUGUAGAUCAUUACCUCUAAGUUCCUGGGCUUUUUUCUUACCUGCUAGGGUUGGGGUUUUGUUUCUUUUAUUGUUUUGGUGGGGCUCUUUUUCUUUCUCUCUCUCUCUCUCUCUCUCUUUUUUUUUUUUUCUUUCAAAUUCAAUGUUUAGCUUAUUGUGUUGGUUUUAGUGUGCUUGCAAUUAAACCAUAGAUUGACCAUA